This is a messenger RNA of Parnassius mnemosyne (clouded apollo), 1524 nucleotides long. Lineage: Eukaryota; Metazoa; Arthropoda; Insecta; Lepidoptera; Papilionidae. The record is from the annotation of a GenBank genome assembly.
AUGCUCCUGAGGCUGUCUCCGGCGUUUUUAUGCGUGUAUCUUGUGUCUUCUGCUUUAAUCGACGAUCAACCAUAUUGUGCAGUGCGAUACCGGAGACUGUGCCAAGGAAAAGGUCGCCAUGUUGCCUGUCAAUUUCCUGUUCCAGGCCCGGGCAUGUCGUGUCGCAAUUAUACACAGAUUAGAUUCACAAGCGAGCUGAAACAUUUCAUCGUACAUUAUAUAAAUAGACGCCGACAACGAAUCGCAUCCGGUAACGAGAGGGUAAGAGGCGGUGCACAUCUGCCCAGGCCGGAGGUUAUGAUGAUGGUGAGUUGGGAUCGUGAAUUAGCUCUUCUGGCUCAAAGGCUGGCGGAUCAAUGUCACUUUGUACACGAUGAUUGUCGAGCGACAGUCCGCUAUCCAUACGCGGGACAAACAGUGGGCGAAGUGAGAUGGCGUCGUUCCAGCGAGUCCGAUGAGUUGAGCGCUCAGCGGGCGAUACGUAGAGUCUUCGACGCUUGGUGGGGAGAGAGGAGGCGUGUGCAACCGAAACAGCUGACGGCGCCUUUCCGACUUACAGCAAAGGGCACUGUAUGGGGCCACUUCAGCCAAAUAGCGGUGUGGACACUUCAAGCGGUCGGCUGCGGCGCGGUGAGACACGGGGCUGAACAUCCGAGACUUCUACUGGUCUGCGACUUCUCACACACCAAUAUGCUCGGCCAGCGGACGUUGACCCCUGGCCCUUUAGCAUCUUGCCCCAUGCAUACUGCCAGAAGAUCGAGAUCACCAUAUCCGUUACUCUGUGGGCCGGUUAGACAUCACCUGCCUUCAGAGCAGGAGGAACGAAACGAUAAGAACGACGAGUCCCAAUACGAAGACUACGAUAAAGAGGAAGCAGAGGUAUACGACGAUGUAAGCGAAACUACUGUUAGAGAGGUGGAAAUAAAAUAUACAUCGCCGAAGCCAGUCCAAACAACGAGGGCUCAAAAGAAGCAAGUCGAUCAAUAUGAGAGAUUGUUGGAUAAGGAAGAUUUUAUUUUGGGACCAGAUGAAGAAAGCCCGAUCCAGGCAUUCAAAGCUCCAGAAAAGGCCACUACCCAGGGCCGAAUGAUUGACAAACUGGAGCAUGAACUGGUGGAGCAUAAAGUAGAAGCAGUACCCUUGAAAAAAAUGUUCGACUGGCGACCUCGCUCCACCACUGCUGUAACUCGGCGUACAAGCAAGAUCAUUACACAGCGUCCAACUACUGUUAAAGUUCGUAAAAUUAAAACAACUACAGAAGAGGACGACUCCAGUGGCGUGGAAAUGUACACAACCAGGAUUGAAGAGACGACAACCCCGGAGAUCAUGGAAAGACAAAGAUGGAAGCAAUCCAGGGAUCGUCCGCAAAGGCCAGGUGCAAAUGCGUUAUUGAGUAAGGUACCUGAAAAGCCCAUGAGGAGGUCUACAAUUUCUUCUCUGAAGUUGGAUCUGGACGAUCAAGAUCAGUUGUUCCGCGACACCGGAUUCAACCCGCAGUGGAGGAAGAACGCCGCUAAAAGCUAA